This is a messenger RNA of Puccinia triticina, 969 nucleotides long. RefSeq lists its product as uncharacterized. Bases 1 to 969 code for a protein of 322 amino acids. Gene Ontology annotation, molecular function: ditrans,polycis-polyprenyl diphosphate synthase [(2E,6E)-farnesyl diphosphate specific] activity. NCBI's taxonomy places the organism in Eukaryota, Fungi, Basidiomycota, Pucciniomycetes, Pucciniales, Pucciniaceae. The transcript has 5 exons. Gene Ontology annotation, cellular component: dehydrodolichyl diphosphate synthase complex; endoplasmic reticulum; lipid droplet. The record is from RefSeq and is a predicted model, not a curated record.
AUGAAUUUGACUCAGAUAGCGACCAACUCUACCUUACAAAAAUUUCGAAAGAAGGUCGUGGAUUUAACGCCCGUAGCUCUCUCUCCAAUCGUACGAACACUGACGAUCGAGGCACUCAAAUUGGGACCCAUCCCAAAGCAUGUCUCAUUCAUCAUGGAUGGAAAUCGAAGAUACAGUCGCGAACAGGGUAUCUCGAUCCAACAGGGCCACUUUAGAGGAUUUUUAUCCCUGAAAAGACUUUUGGAGUUUUUGUUACGACUCGGUGUGUUACACAUUACGGUUUAUGCGUUCGCGAUCGACAAUUAUCGAAGAACGGCGGAAGAGAUAGAGAAGUUGAUGGAAAUGGGUAAAAGCAAAAUGCUAGAAAUUUGCGAGAGAGGAGAACUGUUUGAACGAUUCGGAAUUCGAGUCAGGAUGGUUGGCAGAGUAGACUUGUUACCUCCAGACGUCCAAGUUUUGGUUGCCAGGGUGCAAGCAUUGACUGCUAAGAAUACUCGCGGAGUCAUAAACAUUGCAUUUUCUUACUCGGCACAGGAAGAAAUCACCAGUGCUAUCACUGAAACCGUGCAAGAGGCGAUGGAUCGGAAGAUCUCACCAAGCUCGAUCAACAUAGACACUCUGGCGAGCCAUCUGUACACCACCCACACUCCACCCUUAGACAUGCUAGUCAGGAGCUCGGGAGUCAAUCGAAUCUCGGAUUAUUUGCUCUGGCAAUUGAUCAUCAACUCAACCAAAUACGUAAAGCAUAAUGAGGAGCAAUCGGCGGAUGAUUCUGAAAACUAUCCCGCGAUUAACCUCGACAGGAAUAUCGUGGAAGGUGCCGCUUACCAUGUCGUACCAACUCAUUGGCCUAAUUUCGGCAUGGACGACAUGGUACCAAUCAUUCUGAAAUGGCAAGUGGGCGAAUUUCGAAAAUAUUUGGGACUAACCACCGAAACCCAAGUUGGUAACCUUCUCAAAUCAGAGUGA